Molecule: messenger RNA, 801 nt
Organism: Aspergillus heteromorphus CBS 117.55
Lineage: Eukaryota; Fungi; Ascomycota; Eurotiomycetes; Eurotiales; Aspergillaceae
Product: SDR family oxidoreductase
Exons: 6
Coding region: 1-801 (266 amino acids)
Cellular component (GO): cytosol
Molecular function (GO): oxidoreductase activity
Source: RefSeq, a predicted model, not a curated record
AUGUCGCUCAAAGGAUCCAAUAUUCUCAUAACCGGCGCGUCGAUGGGAAUCGGCGAAGCCAUCGCCCACGCAGUGGCAGUUGAAGGCGCGAAUUUGAUACUGUUUGCCCGCUCGGAGGACAAGCUCCAAGCGAUAACCCAGACCCUGAAAACCAAAUACCCCGCAUCAAAAGUAAUCUACCACCCCGUCGACCUGCAGAACUACGAAGCCGUCGAAACUGCCGUCGAUGCAAGCGUCAAGGAGCUCGAUCAUAUCAAUGUCCUCAUCAAUAAUGCCGGCCUCGCCCUCGGCGCCCCCUCCCCCUUCCCUUCCCUUCAAAUCCGCGACAUAGUAACCAUGAACGCCACCAACAUUAACGGCUUGAUGUUCACCACCUACGCCGUGCUCAACGCCUCCAUGAAGCCUCGCAAAGCAGGUACGAUUCUGAACGUCACCUCCAUCACAGGGCUCGAGGUGCCCCCCUUUCCCGGGGAGGCGGUCUACCACUGCAACAAAGCGGCGCAGGAGGCAUUCAGUAACGCGCUGCGCAAUGAGCUCAGUGAGACAAAUAUUAGAGUAUUGGUGCUUAGACCGGGUGUUGUGGCUACGAAUUUCCAUCAGCAGAGGGUCGGGUAUGAUGAGGCUUUGUAUGUCGGCUUUAUGGAGGGGUAUAGGCCGCUCGAGGCGCAAGAUGUUGCGCGCUCUGCCAUCUUUAUGCUUCAGCAGCCGCUCGAUGUGUCAAUUAAGGCGCUGGAUGUUGUUCCUUCAGCACAACGCAGCAUCAAUGUUUUCGACCGGACUUGGAACGACAGGAACGCCUGA